UGGCUGCCAAACGUUUACUGUGUUGGAAAAGUUCUAGAAAGAUGGAGCAUGAGUCGGUCCAGGCCAGGUACUGGUGACAAAAAAUGAAACUACAAAGCAUUAUUCCGUCGAUAUCAAAAUUGAUCGUUGAAAAUAAAAUCAAAGGUAAGGACGUUGUCUUCCAAUCGAGCAGAAAAUACGCUUCUUGGUAAACAAGUUUGGCGUGAGAAAGAAAAUAUAGAUAUACUGCUUUAAAAUAUUACAGCUUUUAACGUCGAAGCGAAGCCUAAGAAACUCAAAGAUCAACCAGACCAGUCAAAGUCACGAAGUUACGUUCUCUUAAAUAAUAUUAUGCAAGAACAUGAACGCGUUCAUGCUGAUGGAAUCAUUCCAUUCUUUCUUCCUCUCUCUUCCUCUCUCGCAGCGUGAACAUUUUUAAAAUUAUGUUCAUUUAUGAGCGAAUAAAAUUAGCAAAGCGUCUUAGAUAAUCCACGUAAAUGUCUCGGAGACGCAGAAAACUCGCGUGAGUACCUGAACGCCUCAUCCGCGUUGCUAAACGCCUUAGGAAGCCCUAAAAAGUCCAUCAUCAUAUAUCAUCUGGUAUAUAAGUCCUCGAUCCAUUGCUCGGAGAUCCACUCAUCUUCUCCAAACGGAAGAGACACGUAUUUUCAUCAUGGUAGCGAAUUUCAAGGUCUACAAAAAAUACUCGCCCAACGGCAAGCUCGCCGUCUAUCUGGGUAAACGCGACUUCAUCGACUACCUGUCGGGCAUCGAGCCGAUCGACGGGGUAGUCCUGAUCAGUCCGGAAUACGUGGACACUGGCAGGAAGGUGUGGUGCCAGCUGUUGUGCAGCUUUCGAUACGGUCGCGAGGAGGACGAGGUGAUGGGUCUCAACUUUCAGAAAGACCUCUUCUUGGUGUCGGAGCAGAUCUUCCCGCAGAUUAAAAAGCCGGAAUCUAAUCCUACCAAGCUGCAAGACAGGUUGAUGAAGAAACUGGGUUCGAACGCGAUACCCUUUACCUUCACGUUCCCGCAGAGCGCACCAUCCAGCGUGACUCUCCAACCUGGGCCCGACGAGACCGGCGAACCGUGCGGCGUGAGUUACUACGUGAAGGUGUACUGCGGCGAGACGGAGACCGACAUGACUCACAAGCGCAGCACCGUCUUGAUGGGUAUCCGCAAGAUCCAGUACGCACCCACGAAGCAGGGUCGUCAGCCGUGCACCGUGGUGCGCAAGGACUUCCUGCUGAGUCCGGGCGAGCUCGAGCUCGAGGUUACUCUGGACAAGCAGAUGUACCAGCACGGCGAGAUGAUCGUAAUCAACGUGUGCGUGCGCAACAACAGCAACAAGAUAGUGAAGAAGAUCAAGGCGCUGGUGCAGCAGGGCAUCGACGUGGUAAUGUUCCAGAAUGGUCAAUUCCGGACGGUGAUAGAUGCGAUUGAGACGCAGGACGGCUGCCCGAUUAAUCCCGGCUCGAGUAUGCAGAAGGUGCUCUAUUUGAAGGCCACCAUGGAGAGCGUCAAGGAUCGCCGCGGCGUCGCCCUCGACGGGAUGAUGAAGCGGGACGAGAGCAACCUCGCGUCCAGCACCCUGCUCACCUCGCCGGACCUGCGCGAUGCUUUCGGCAUCAACGUGUCCUACGCUGUCAAGGUCAAGCUUUACCUGGGCGCCUUGGGUGGCGAGUUGACGGCGGAGCUGCCGUUCAUUCUGAUGAGACCCAAGCCGUGCGAUCGGGUCAAACUGGUCUCGACGGACAGCGUGAUGAUCGAAGACGUUCUGCACGAGAAGGCCGACGAGAAAGUCUUCUAGAUUAACGUUUCAAUAUCCUGGGAUCAUCAUCCAAGCUCCCACUUCGGCGUCCAACAUUCUAAUUAGAAUAUCAAGCCGGCACGAGGAUGGUGUCGACGUCCAAAAGGCAUCUAAAGGACGUCUUGAUGUGUCAGACAUUUUUUUAGAUAUCCUCUAGAUAACGUCUAAACUGUAACUGAUAGAGGUUGCUGAAUGCGUAGCGGUCUCCUAAAGCCUAUCUUUUCAAUAUUUUACAUUUUUACUUCAUGUAAGCAAUGUUUACUAACAAGAAUAGAAGGUACAUAAGAAAUAAAUAAUAUGAACAAAAAUUUAACAAGUUUGAUUCUUUGUGUGCAUGCUGUCAGCAUUUUAGAAAAUCAAGUACAUCCGAAAUUUCUCAUCAACUUACACAGCUUACAAUAAUGUAAUUAUAUUUUGAAUCGUUACAUAAAAAAUAGCUUGAGCGCUACGCAUUUGGUAAUUCUCCCCUAAACGAUGGCAAUUGAAGCGAAAUCAGUCAAAAAAAAAUAUCGAAUGAAUUAAUUCUGUCGACACUUCUUUUUUAUUCAAACCAUACCUUUAAAUAAUUUAUAUAUAAGCUAACUAGUUUACACUGACAGCCCAUCUCGCAUUAAUUAUUUUCAGGAAAUAUUGAUUGUAUAUUGACUGUUGCGAUAUGAAUGCGAAGUUGUAAUGAGCAGUCAGCUGCACCUGCAUGUAAUUAAAAUCUUUAAUCCCCGUAAACCCCCGUAAUUAAAUAUUUAUCACACACAGGAUCCAAUUCCCUUAAAAUGUAUCCUCAAAUUUAAUGGCACGAUCUCGCGCAUCUCGCGGAACGGUCGUUACAUGUACAUAUAGUUUACAGGAUCAAUAAACGAUAAAAUAAAAAAA
Molecule: messenger RNA, 2659 nt
Organism: Solenopsis invicta (red fire ant)
Lineage: Eukaryota; Metazoa; Arthropoda; Insecta; Hymenoptera; Formicidae
Gene: Arr1
Product: arrestin homolog
Exons: 3
Coding region: 653-1789 (378 amino acids)
Biological process (GO): G protein-coupled receptor internalization; signal transduction
Cellular component (GO): cytoplasm
Molecular function (GO): G protein-coupled receptor binding
Source: RefSeq, a predicted model, not a curated record